Rosa rugosa (rugosa rose) is the source of this 650-nucleotide messenger RNA. RefSeq lists its product as uncharacterized. The transcript is spliced from 2 exons. Lineage: Eukaryota; Viridiplantae; Streptophyta; Magnoliopsida; Rosales; Rosaceae. Bases 37 to 474 code for a protein of 145 amino acids. The record is from RefSeq and is a predicted model, not a curated record. Gene Ontology annotation, molecular function: electron transfer activity.
CUGAAUUUUCGGAGUAUAAUAGUUUGAGAUACAAAUAUGGCUUUGAUUAGGAGUGCACAAUUAGGGUUCAUUCUCCUUGUAGCUACUGCUUCUCUAUUAGAAGUGAGCGAGGCCAAAACUAUUGUCGUCGGCGGUUCUGAAGGCUGGCGUUUUGGUUUCAACUACACUGAUUGGGCUCUCCAAAACAGUCCUUUUUACAUAAAUGAUGAACUGGUGUUCAAGUAUGAUCCUCCAAGCAAGACCAACUCAGGUUACAGCGUGUACUUGCUCCCCAACCUGUGGAGCUACAUAACUUGUGACUUCAGCAAAGCCAAGAUACUGGCGAGUGAGACCCGAGGAGAUGGUGAGGGCUUUAAGGUUGAACUGAAUCAAUGGAGGCCUUAUUACUUUGCUAGUGGUAACAAAGAUGGCUACAAUUGCAAGGAUGGACUCAUGAAGCUCUUUGCUGUGCCACUUCCACGUUGGAAGUAUUGAUCUCUUGACUCCACGCACGCAAUCCAGAUUGAUUAUCAUAUUCAUUCAAUAAAUAAUUCAGGAGAUAUGACUGAAAAUAAUGAUGAGCGGUUUUGUGCUUCUUUCUUAUAAUACGACAGUACCUUUGGUAAUAGGGAUGAUAGAAGUGUCUGAAUAGUUGUCCUUGUAUUUUUUGA